Entamoeba invadens IP1 is the source of this 2859-nucleotide messenger RNA. RefSeq lists its product as hypothetical. The record is from RefSeq and is a predicted model, not a curated record. Bases 1 to 2859 code for a protein of 952 amino acids. The transcript has 2 exons. NCBI's taxonomy places the organism in Eukaryota, Evosea, Mastigamoebida, Endamoebidae.
AUGGAAUACCGCAAUGAGGUUCACGAACAAUCUAUAAACUGUUCUUCCAAUACUUGGUAUCUUUUGGAUUCUACUUUGAAAAUAAAUCCUUAUGUAAAUAUCGAUAUCAUAAACUUUAAAACGGAAAGAAGUUCACUGAUAUGUAAACCGAAUUCCAAUUUAAUAGUAACUGGUAUUUUUUACUCUUUGGGUAAUUCCUCUAAAAACAAUUUGAUAUUUGAAACUGGUCCACGUUUUUCAUUCAAUGAUUUAACGCUUGUGUUUAUGACUUUGAUAUUAAAUGAUAUGUCCACUGCAAUAGGCUACAGUUUUUCGUUUACUGGUACAUGUAAAGGGACAUUAGAAGGUUCUUCUAUUUUUAACAUGGAUGUUUUGAAAAUAGAACAGGCUUCAAAUUUAAAAACUUAUAAUAGUUCUUCUAUCCAGUGUAAAAACAUUUUAAUAAAUGAAACUUCAACGAUUUCAUUUUUUAAUGAUUCAUUGCUUAGUUCAAACAAAAUCAUGACAAAUUUUGGAGCAACGAUGAAUAUGUACAACAAUUCAACAAUUGAAUGUGAUUUAUUAAAUUGUACUAAUGGUUCAAAUGUGAAUUUGAUAAACAACGCUAUCAUACACACAAAUUCCAUUGAUAUAAAUAAUGGGACAUCUCUAUGUUUGUAUAAUGAAACUUUUUUGGAUAUAAACAAUUCUUUGACUUUGAUAAACUCCAGAUUAGAUUUCAGAGAUGGCUCAAGAAUACAUUCAGAUUCUAUCUAUUUGAGACCAACAAAUUUCGCUUUAUUUUCAGAAAAAACGCUGGCUAUGAUGGUCUCCAAUUUUUUAUCAUUUCAGUUAUCUUUCACCUAUGUUUUAACAGUGGAAAAAUCCCCUUAUAUUAAAACCAACUUUUUGAUUUUGGAUUUUUUGGGUGGAAUUAUCAAUGUAAUAAACAGAGAAAGGUUUGACAUGCCUUUAUUUGUGACAAAAAAUAGUACAAUUCAAAAUUUAAAUGAAAUAUCAAUUGCUGAUUCGAUUGAACAGUUUGAUUUCAUUUAUUCAGAUGAACAAAUUAAAAAUGAUUUUAUAACACCCAAAUGUAAAAUUUUGAAAGGACAAUUAAUUAGGUGUGGUAGCAAUAUAGAUAAUACUUUAUUUUGUCACAUCAUUGGGAUGUCAAAUAAUAACAACAAUUACAUUGAAAGUUAUUGUAACGAAUUUAUUGAAGACUAUUAUUUAGUUCCAAUUAAUGAUGUCCAUAUGAUCGUUGUUAGGAGCGAGUUAUCAAAAGGGGUUGUACGUCAUGAAAAAUCAAAUAAAAAAGAAUUAAACACACAAACUUUAUAUGUGACUUUUGGUGAAACAACUGUGAUAUUGGAUAAAGUCACUGAUUUUAUCCACAUUAAUGUCACUUCCCAAAUUCCAAUUGAUAUUACCACCAACAUUUUAUCACAAUUAUCAAAUCAGAAACAAAUUUUUGUUACGUUCUCCAGUUCAAAAGGUGUUUUAUUUGAACGUUAUCUUUGUAGUAAUGGGUUUAUAAUCACAAGUAAAAUUAUCUGCAUCUUAAACGCGACAUGUGAAAAUGGUAUUUUUGAUUCGACAAAAGGGAAAUGUCAAAAAUGUCAAGAUACAAGUUGUGCUAAAUGUACAUAUGACAACCAAAUUGAAAUUUGUCAAAAAUGUGAUUCUCCUUAUGAUCUUUAUGACAAUAUUUGUAUGAAACACUCAAUUUGUAAAUUAUCUGAUGGUAACACGUGUAUUGUAUGUAAUGAUGGGUAUAUAAUUAAAAAUAAAGUUUGUGUUAAAUUAGAUGGAAAGUGCCAAAUUGAAAGAAAUGGUUUGUGUGAAUUGUGUGAUCCUAUUUUUUCAAGUUUAAUUUCUAUAUCAGGAGAAUGUAAAAUUGUUGAAAAUGUUAUUCAGCAUAGCGCGCAGAGUGUUAUUGAAUGCAACAAAGGAUAUAUGUCAAAUUCUUCAUAUUGUAACAAGUGUGAUCUAAUACAAGAAGAAUGUGAUAUUUGCGACUUAAUGUUUUGUACAAAGUGUUUAAGUUCUUUUGUAAUUUCACAAAAUACAAAGUGUGUAACUUCUUCAUGUAAUAUUGCUAAUAACAAUUUUAAAGAUCAAAACGGUAAUUGUUUUCCAGAUAUAACAAAUUGUGAAAUUGUUGUAAAUGGAAAGUGUGUUAAAUGUAUUGAUAAUUGCAUUUUAGAAAACGAUACAUGCAUAACAAACUACAAUAACACUUUUUGUGCAGUUGGUACUUCAUGGGGAUGCACUCGUUGUAUCAAUGGUUUUUAUUAUUCUUAUAACACGAAAACGUGCGAACAAUGUAACUCGAAUUGUCAGACAUGUCUAAGCCAAUCGAUUUGUUUAUCAUGUAAUGAAGGUAUGUUUUUGAGUGACCAUGUGUGUAAGUCAAAUGAUGAAUUAAAAGAGUCAUAUAAGAAGUUUUCGAAUACAGGAAGCGGGUGUUAUCAAUGUAAUGAUGGGUAUUAUAGAAAUGGAAUUGAUUGCAAGCAUUGUGACAUCAGCUGUGAUACAUGCCUUCGUUCUUCUGAUUGUUUCACUUGCAAUUUAACUAAUUUUAAAGAUUUUGAAGGUAAUUGUAAACCACAGACUGAUCUUAUUGGAUGUGCAGUUCAAGUAACACAGAACGGAUGUUCUAUCUGUAAACCCGGCUAUUAUUCAACAAACAAUGAAUGUGGAAUUUGUUCAAACAAUUGUAAAGAGUGUACCUUAUAUAAUAAGUUGAAUGCAAAAUAUAUUCUUAAAUUGACUCUUGCAAUUCUGGAAUGGAUUCCAAGUGUUCAAAAUGUUCAUUUUGGAAGAAGCCAAAUGAAAGUGGUACCUUCUGUCAAAACUCACCAGUUUGGUGGCUAA